ACGUAGUUGGCGACCAAAUGGCAAACACACCACCGUCUCCCCCUCUUUUCCGAGACCCCUGGGCAAAGCGGGAGGCCUGGCGGAAACACCCGAUCUUCGCGAAACGCGCUAUGUUCGCCCGCACGUUCCCCGGCUUGGGCAUCGCUACAGUGGCCUUUGCUACCUAUGUUCUCGUGGAUAACCUCUACCUGAAUGCAAAGCCCGAGUCUCAUUGAAGUCCGGCUUCCCCAGAGUCUAGUUGCAUGAUACGCUUUGACGCAUCAGAAUCAGAUGUGUCGCUUCCAUUUGCCACUGCACUUGAACCAUAUGCACCGCUGUUCAUGCAUUCUCGCCAGCGGAAUGCGAUGAAACACCCGGCGGGAAGCGAGUUUUCUCGUCUCAUAUAACUCCUUCUGUACGCAUUCAUGCUAUGUUACAUAGCCCAGUUCCCGAAGAAGCCAGGAAUACACAACUACAUUAGAUCUAUUGCCUCCCAAACCAGUAACGACCCUCAGGACCUCUGUUUGAGUAGUGCCGCCGAUUCUACUCGAUCGAGACCAUGACGAGAAGUGCCAACUGCCCUCAAACCCUCAAAUACCGUCUGUAGACCUCGUUCUGUGUUUCCUCGACGUAAGGA
Molecule: messenger RNA, 616 nt
Organism: Laetiporus sulphureus 93-53
Lineage: Eukaryota; Fungi; Basidiomycota; Agaricomycetes; Polyporales; Laetiporaceae
Exons: 3
Coding region: 18-215 (65 amino acids)
Biological process (GO): mitochondrial respiratory chain complex I assembly; electron transport chain
Cellular component (GO): mitochondrion
Source: RefSeq, a predicted model, not a curated record